Molecule: messenger RNA, 2673 nt
Organism: Cornus florida
Lineage: Eukaryota; Viridiplantae; Streptophyta; Magnoliopsida; Cornales; Cornaceae
Exons: 3
Coding region: 1-2673 (890 amino acids)
Biological process (GO): DNA integration
Molecular function (GO): nucleic acid binding
Source: RefSeq, a predicted model, not a curated record
AUGGUUGAAUCAAGUAAUAAUAAAGAAACUCUCUUUUCAGCGCAACACACACCGGCUCAACGAGUUACUAGUGUGCUGUUGAAUGGCCGUAAUUUUGCAUCCUGGGCUCGUUCCCUCCGCCUCUAUGUUGGUGGAAAAGGCAAAUCAGGGUGGAUUUUGGGUACUGAAAAUAGGCCAGAUAUUAAAGAUCCUAAAUAUGCUCAGUGGGAUAUGGACAAUUGCACCAUUUUAGGAUGGAUGUUUAAUUCUAUAAAGGAACGCAUUUAUAAUAUAUUCAUGUUUUAUGACUCUGUUAAUGACUUGUGGACUGCUUUGAAUCAAAUGUAUGCUCAUUCUAGGAAUGAUGCUCGUAUUUUUGAAUUAUAUCAAGAUAUUGCUAAGGCCUCGCAAGAAGGCCUGAAUUUGUUUGUAACUGAUUAUUUUGGGUAUUUGAGAUAUCGUUGGGAGGAACUAGCUCAAUAUGAGCCUCUCAGUGAAUUGCCUUCUGAGGCAGCCUCUCUUCUUGUCAAACGUCUUGAUCGUCAGCAUACCUAUCAGUUUUUGAUGGGAUUACGCCCAGAAUUUAAACCACUAAAGUCUCAGAUCUUGAAUGCAUCACCAAUGCCAUCCCUGUUGGAAGCCUUUGCUACUGUUGAUGGUGAAGCACGCAAGGGCCGUUUAAUUCAGCCCUCAAUUGUUCCUGUACCAGUGUCUGAGCCUACUGGGGAUAGUAUGGCUUUUGCAGCCAACUUUGGAUCACGAGCUUCUGGAGGUCAGAUUAUUUGUCACCAUUGUGGAGGGGUUGGACAUGUUAAGGCUCGUUGCUUCAAACUUCAUCCUGAACUGAAGCAAAAAAUUUCUAAGAACCGUUUAUCUGGAACUGGUUCUUCUCAUACUGCGGCUGUUACAGAAACUCCUGUUACUACUGGUGGAUCUACUGUAUUUCCUGGACUGAGCCAGCUUCAGUCUCAGAUUGGGGAUAUUCAAGACCAGCUUGGCUCCCUUUCUUCUAGAGUUAGUGCUCCUUCAACUGCUCCCACUGCAACUAUUGUUAUAGGUACUCCUACUACAUUUUAUGUUAAGGCCAAGCAUCCCACUUGGGUUCUGGAUUAUGGGGCCAAUGAUCACAUGACUGGUGAGUUACCAGUUUUUUCUUCUAAUGUCAUACAUGUUACCCAAUCCGUGUAUCUUGCGGAUGGCUCUACAUCUUACAUUCACAGUAAGGGUGAUGUUUGUCUGUCUCCUGAUAUUACUCUUUCAUCUGACCUUUGUUUGAAGAGGAUUUUUGGCAGGGGUUAUGAGUGUGAUGGGCUUUACUACUUUGGGGAACCACCAGGAACGAGUCUUCAAGCUUCUGUCAUACCUACUUCUAGUAUUUAUGAUGUUUCUUUUCGCACUUUUAGUCUGUGGUAUGCACGUUUGAGGCAUUUUCUUCAAAUGAUCAAAACCCAGUAUAACACUGUUGUCCGUAAUAUUCGUUCUGAUAAUGGACGAGAAUAUAUUUCGAAUGAGUUCCGGUCUGAACUUAAUAAAAAGGGGAUUUUACAUCAACUCACUUGCCCCUAUACUCCUGAGCAAAAUGGUGUGGCUGAACGCAAAAACCGUCAUCUUAUGUCUGUGGUACGAUGUCUUCUGAGUGGUAUGCAUGUGCCUAAAUUCUAUUGGCACAUAGCUGUUCUUACAGCUGCUUUUCUGAUUAAUCGUACUCCCAGUCGAGUUUUGGGUGGUAAGGCACCAUUUCAGAUUCUCCAGCCUGAUUAUACAUUGUUUCACCUUCUGCCUCGUGUUUUUGGCUGUACUUGUUUGGUUUAUAACCGUAGUCCUUCUCGUCAUAAACUUGAUGAUAAAUCUAUUAGGUGUAUUUUCUUGGGGUAUUCUGCUAUGUCAAAGGGCUAUCGUUGUUAUGAUCAUGUGACCAAACAUAUGUAUCAUUCUCUUGAUGUGACAUUUCAUGAAACUGUUCCUUUUUAUAGUACUAAUUCUGUGGUACAGGAUUCUCUCUCUUGUGAUCUGGAGAAGGAGAUUUCUCUUAUUGCCCGUCCUGUUGCUCUCUUUGAAAAUCACACUGUCCUGGAAUCUUCUUUUCCAUCCAUGCAGGGUUCCCCUCCACCUUUGCAGGACUACUCUCGUCGCCAUCGCACUCAACCUCCCCUGCCAGAAUCAUCUUCCGAACUAGGUCCAGGUAACUCUACUUCUCCUAUUGCUCCUACAAUUCCUGAGCGUACCUCCCGUUAUCCUACCCGUGAUCGUCAUCGUCCUAAUUGGUAUGGUUUUUCUAGUAGCACUAACCACCCUAUUUCCCAGUAUGUCUCCUAUGAUGGUCUUUCAGGUGCAUAUAAAUCCUUCCUGGGCAAGAUUGGGACCGUUUCUAUUCCUCGAUCUGUAUCAGAAGCCCUCCAAGAUCCCAAUUGGGUGUCUGCCAUGACAACAGAAAUGGAUGCUUUAUACCAUAAUAAUACAUGGGAACUUGUUGCUUUACCUUCUGGGGAAAAAACAGUUAGCUGCAAGUGGGUCUUUAAUGUGAAGUACUUAGCCGAUGGUUUUAUUGAUCGGUAUAAGGCUCGGUUGGUGGCAAAAGGCUUUACUCAGAUUCCGGGCAAAGACUUUAAUGCUACCUUUGCUCCUGUGGCUAAGUUGACGUCUGUGCGACUGCUUGUCUCCUUGUCUGCUGCCCAUUCUUGGCCUCUGCAUUAG